GCGCCAUUUUGUUCCAGUUGCUGAAGAGUCUUAAGCCGAGUGAACACGCACUCCGCAGCUCCGCUCCCAGCGCCUUCAGACAGCAUUAAAGCCUCAUCCAAACUCCGGGCCAAGCCUCCCGUUAUCGUCCGAAAGGAAAAGGAACCGUGUCGUAUGUCCGCUAUUCAGAACCUCCAAACUUUUGACCCCUUUGCUGAUGCAACUAAGGGUGAUGAUCGGCUCCCAGCAGGGACUGAGGACUACAUCCACAUAAGAAUCCAACAGAGGAACGGCAGGAAGACUCUGACCACGGUGCAGGGCAUUGCCGACGACUAUGAUAAGAAGAAGCUAGUCAAAGCCUUCAAAAAGAAAUUUGCAUGCAAUGGGACAGUGAUUGAGCACCCUGAGUAUGGUGAAGUGAUCCAGCUGCAGGGAGACCAGCGCAAAAACAUCUGCCAGUUUCUCACAGAGAUUGAACUGGCCAAAGAGGAGCAGCUCAAAGUCCACGGAUUCUAGGAGCUUCUUUUUACCCCCUCCCCUUACAAUCUCCUCCCCUUCCUCUGCCAAUUAAUCCCCCACCCCCUUUAAAUAUAUAAUGGAGUUGAUUCUGACUCCUGAUUGGAGAUGUUGCUCCAACACAGCUUCCUCACAGCUAAAAUGGCUAACACCUAGCUGAUUUCCCGUUCCUUUUUAGUUAAUCGUGUGCGUUUCAUUCUUGUUUUGUACAUGUUUCAAUAAACUCCUCAGAUGCAACAUAA
This is a messenger RNA of Silurus meridionalis, 737 nucleotides long. RefSeq names its product eukaryotic translation initiation factor 1 (gene eif1). Gene Ontology annotation, cellular component: eukaryotic 43S preinitiation complex. Gene Ontology annotation, molecular function: RNA binding; ribosomal small subunit binding; translation initiation factor activity. Lineage: Eukaryota; Metazoa; Chordata; Actinopteri; Siluriformes; Siluridae. The record is from RefSeq and is a predicted model, not a curated record. Gene Ontology annotation, biological process: translational initiation. The coding region runs from base 154 to 495 and encodes 113 amino acids. The transcript is spliced from 4 exons.